UCCACUCCCGCGACCAAAAAUCUCUCCCCAAAAUCUACGGGGAGCCCUGCCGUGGUGGAAUCCUAAACCCCUCCUCGUCGCCGUCGUCGCCGGCGGCGGAUGGUGGAUGCUCCCAUGGCGCUCGUCUCCACCACCGCCACCGUCGCGUCGCCGUCGUACCACUACGACCUCCUGCUCCCGCCCGCGAGGAGGUGGUGCUGCAGGCCGAGGAGCCGGCGCGGGGGCGGGAGGCGGCUCGCGGUGGUGGCCACCGCGAGGGUGGAGUCGGCGGCGGCGGCGGUGGAGAAUGGAGGGAACUCUUACGAGGUGGAGUCACUGAUCGACCGGCUGAGCAACCUGCCGCCGCGGGGGUCCAUCGCGCGGUGCCUCGAGACGGCGCGACACCGGCUCACGCUGCAGGACUUCGCGGCGGUGUACCGCGAGUUCUCCCGCCGCGGCGACUGGCAGCGGUCGCUCCGGCUGUUCAAGUACAUGCAGCGCCAGUCGUGGUGCCGCCCCGACGAGCACAUCCACGCCAUCGUCAUCGGCGUGCUCGGCCGCCAGGGCCCCGCCCUGCUCGACAAGUGCCUCGAGGUAUUCCAUGACCUCCCCGCCGAGUCGCGCACCGCGCUCUCCUACACCUCCCUCAUCGCCGCCUACGCGCGAAACGCGCUGCACGAGGAGGCCCGCGAGCUGCUCGACCAGAUGAAGGCCGCCGGGGUCGCGCCAACCGCCGCCACGUACAACACCGUGCUUGCUGCCUGUGCUCGCGCCACCGACCCGCCGGUUCCGUUCGACAUGCUGCUUGGCCUCUUCGCUGAAAUGCGUCAUGACCCGUCCCCCUCCGUUCGUCCAGAUCUCACCACCUACAACACCCUCCUCGCCGCUGCUGCCGUACGCGCUCUCUCUGACCAGUCGGAGAUGUUGCUUCGCACAAUGCUCGAGGCCGGUGUCUUGCCGGACACAGCAUCUUACCGCCACAUUGUUGAUGCCUUUGCCAGUGCUGGCAACCUCUCCCGUGUGGCAGAACUGUUCGCUGAGAUGGCUGCAACGGGGCACACUCCGGACCCAUCUGCAUAUCUUGGGCUCAUGGAAGCUCACACAAGGGUCGGUGCCACUGCUGAAGCAGUGGCUGUGCUGCGGCAGAUGCAGGCUGAUGGCUGUCCGCCCACAGCUGCGACAUACCGUGUCUUGCUCGAUCUCUAUGGCAGACAGGGGAGGUUUGAUGGCGUGCGUGAGCUUUUCGGCGAGAUGAGAACGGCUGUACCUCCAGACACAGCCACUUACAAUGUCCUGUUCCGUGUUUUUGGUGAUGGUGGCUUCUUCAAGGAGGUGGUGGAGCUCUUCCAAGAUAUGCUUCACUCUGGGGUAGAGCCUGAUAUUGAUACAUGUGAAAAUGUCAUGGUUGCCUGUGGUCGCGGUGGACUCCACGAGGAUGCAAGGGAAGUUCUUGACUAUAUGACAAGAGAAGAAAUGGUGCCUACUGCUAAGGCCUACACUGGCCUAGUUGAAGCUCUUGGCCAUGCAGCUAUGUAUGAGGAGGCUUAUGUUGCAUUCAACAUGAUGACUGAAAUUGGUAACUUGCCAACUAUAGAAACCUACAAUGCUCUUGCAAAUGCAUUUGCAAAGGGUGGCCUUUUCCAGGAGGCUGAGGCCGUCUUUUCUCGAAUGACCAACAAUGCUGCUAUUCAGAAAGACAAGGAUUCUUUCGACGCCCUCAUUGAAGCGUAUUGCCAGGGUGCACAAUUAGAUGAUGCAGUCAAGGCGUACAUGGAGAUGCGCAAGUCCAGGUUCAAUCCAGAUGAACGCUCCCUUGAGGGGGUACUCAAUGCCUAUUGCAUAGCAGGCGUUAUAGAUGAGAGCAAAGAGCAGUUUGAAGAACUUCAGUCCAUGGUGACUGUUCCUAGCAUUAUUGCUUAUUGCAUGAUGUUGUCUCUUUAUGCCAGGAAUGACAGGUGGGCAGAUGCUUAUGAUCUGUUGGAAGAAAUGAAAAGAAACUGUGCUAGCAGUACACAUCAAGUGAUUGCUUCCAUGAUCAAAGGGGAGUAUGACGAUGACUCCAAUUGGCAAAUGGUUGAAUAUGUGCUUGACAACAGUAACUUAGAAGGCUGUGACUACAGUUUACGAUUUUUUAAUGCACUCCUCGAUGUCCUUUGGUGGUUCGGCCAGAAGGGUCGAGCUGCAAGGGUUUUGGAUCAAGCAUUGAAAUAUGGGCUCUUCCCUGAGUUAUUUCGUGAUACCAAGCUGGUCUGGUCUGCCGAUGUGCAUAGGAUGUCAGUAGGUGGAUCAUUAGUGGCUGUGUCAGUGUGGCUCAAUAAACUUUAUGACAGACUAAAAGGAGAUGAAGAUCUUCCUCAGUUGGCCUCCGUUGUUGUCUUGAGAGGACAAAUGGAGAAAAGCACGAUUACAAGGGGACUGCCGAUUGCAAAAGUUGUGUACUCUUUUCUAAAUGAUACACUAUCGUCAUCCUUCCAUUACCCAAAAUGGAACAAGGGACGAAUCAUAUGCUUGAAGUCACAGUUGAAAAAGCUUCAAUCAGCCAUAGAUUCCUUCGAUGAUUCUGCCAUAUCUGGUUUUGUUCCGAUGACAAAUUCGAAUUUGCCAUCUCCUGGUUCGAAGUUAUACACUAGGGAAUCCCAAGCUAAUAAUGGUGCUGCCCAUUUGACUGAUGACACAUUGGUAGAAGAAAAGGAGUCAGAACUCCUCGCACUGUGAGUUUUCAGGAGGUGGUGCCUCCUUCUUUUGCAGAUGUGAUGUUAUCUGACUGAACAAUGGAAGAUGAGAUGCAGAAUAUCUCACAAUUUUGAAGCAUGGGCAUUCAGAUGAAUCAGAUCAUCCUGAUGUACGAUGAAAUGGCCUUACCUCUGCAGUUUGCAGUGCUCUCUUGCUUCACUGUACGCGGUGGACAUCAUUGCAAGUUUGCAAUAUCUAGAUCUUACCCAGAGAGCUGGUGCAUAUGCAUUAUGCAAGAGAUCCUGAUACCGGAUUGGCGCUAACUUGAUUGACAGUGCAGGACUUCCGGUUGCAUUUCAGGAUGUAGCAUUUAGUAAGGAAGUAGGGACUAGGGAGUAUCAGAGUAUGCGUGUCGUUAUUGGUUGCUCACUUGUUCUAUAUGACAUCUCGUGCCUGCCCCAUUGGGCAAGAAUGAGUCUUUGAAUUCUGUCGAUAUAUGAUGCAACACUGUAAUACACCGUAGCUUCCUCAUCCUGAUGAGUCGGCAAAAUCCAUGAGCCAUCGAUACGUUUCUUAUGGACAUAAUGUCAGGAGCUCGUGUCGCUGUCUGUAUGGUUGCUUGAUCUUUUCAAUAGAAGCUGCUUUCUGGGGGAAAAAAGAAUAUUCGUGUGUGU
Messenger RNA from Oryza brachyantha (malo sina), 3326 nucleotides. RefSeq names its product pentatricopeptide repeat-containing protein At1g74850, chloroplastic. The record is from RefSeq and is a predicted model, not a curated record. NCBI's taxonomy places the organism in Eukaryota, Viridiplantae, Streptophyta, Magnoliopsida, Poales, Poaceae. The transcript has 5 exons. Bases 100 to 2694 code for a protein of 864 amino acids. Gene Ontology annotation, molecular function: protein binding.